AUGGCAAUCUUCCCUUCCAAGACAUCGCGUCUCGCCCUCGCAGGCCUCACCCUCUCAAGCACCAUCAUUCCCGCGCACGCGCAGCUCUACAACAAAAUCAUCGAAACCGAGUACGGCCCCGUCCAAGGCUUCAAGUACUUCAACGCCUCAACCCUCGAAGAAAACUGGGGCGACGCCACCACAGGCGCCAACGUCGCGGCCUUCCUAUCCAUCCCCUUCGCCGCCGACACGGCCUACGAGAACCGCUGGAAGGCCCCUCAGCCCCGCGAGCCCUGGAACGAGACCCUCAUCGCCGAUACCUGGGGUCCCGGGUGUCCGACCUCCUAUGCAACGGACUACAGCGAGGACUGUCUAAGCGUCAACGUCUGGACGGGCGCGAACUCCUCGGACGACAAGCUCCCCGUCAUGAUCUACAACCAGGGCAGCGACGAGCCGUCCAACAGCGCCGUGUACUACGGCGGCGGGGUCGCGCGCAAGGGCGUCGUAGCGGUGACGUUCAACCGCCGCGACGAUGUGUUCGGGUAUCUCGCGCACCCCGAGCUGAACGCUGAAUCGGAGGCGGAGAACGGCCACGCCUCGUCCGGUAACUACGGCAUCCUCGACUUCCUGGAGCUCCUGCACUGGGUGCAGCGCAACAUCGCCAAUUUCGGAGGGGACCCGGACCGCGUCACCAUCGUCGGCCAGUCGUUCGGGUCCGCGCAGGUCUAUCACGCCGUGAACAGCGGCUUGUUCAAGGGCUUGUUCCACGGCGCCAUUGCCGAGAGUGGCGUGCGGUACCCCUACGACACCCUCCUCGCCGGCCUGGCAGACUCCUACGUCACCAUGCCCAAGGCCCUGGAGAACGGGCUGAACUACACAGCCUCCCACAACGCCUCGUCCAUCGCGGACCUACGCAAGCUGCCUCUCGAGUCGAUCCUCAAUGGCUCCAGCGACCGCGUGACAGACGAUGACAUCUGGUGGGUAACCGCACUAUCAUGCAUGUAUCCCCUGAAAUUCAAGCCCGUGCUGGACGGGUACGUUCUCCCAGAGAAGUACAUCGACAGCCUGCGCAACGGGCCGGCCAACGACGUCCCCUUCAUAACAGGAAACAACAAAGACGAGAGCGGCGCCGCAACAAGCACAAACUACACCGCGGCCGAGUACAAGGAGUACACGGCUCUCAAGUACGGCAAUCUCUCGACGGAAUACCUCGCGCUGUACCCAGGCGCCAAUACAAGCGAGGCCAGCCGCGCCUGGAACGCCGCAGCGCGCGACACAAGCCUCGUGUCGUCCUGGCUGUUCGCGAAAGACUGGGCCAAGUCCGCAUCCAGCCCGUUCUACACGUACUACUGGGACCACGCCCCGCCCAGCCAGAGCCAAGGCGCAUACCAUGAGUCCGAGGUGUUCUACACGAUGGACACGCUGUAUGCGAACGGCGACGACCACGCGUGGACGUCGUACGACUACCACGUUGCCGAGAUCAUGAACAGCUACUGGGUGAACUUUGUCAAGACGGGCGACCCGAACCUCGGCGGGACGUAUCCGUGGGAUAACCUGACGUACUGGGCGCCUGUGGGCGAUGGGGCGAACCAGACGGUUUUCCAUGUUGGCGAUGGGUUUGGGGAGACGAGGCUGGCGAAGCCGCGGCAGGUGGAGUUGCUGACGGAGUACUUUGCCAGGCAGACGCCGUUCUAG
Messenger RNA from Aspergillus mulundensis, 1674 nucleotides. Its product is annotated as carboxylesterase/lipase family protein. Lineage: Eukaryota; Fungi; Ascomycota; Eurotiomycetes; Eurotiales; Aspergillaceae. The record is from RefSeq and is a predicted model, not a curated record. The transcript has a single exon. The coding region runs from base 1 to 1674 and encodes 557 amino acids.